AUGUCCACUACUGUUCAAACUACAGUGUCAGAAGCGCCGGUUGAGGUGCCCAAAUUCAAACCUCAGCCAUCCGGUCCAAAAAGACUGUUCCGUCAAGAGGGGCUGGUGUAUGGUGAUUGGCGUGACGAUAUCAUUCGAGAUGGAUACGUCGUAGUCAAAGGUGCCAUCCCUCGUGAUCGCGCGGAUGGCUAUGCUGACGAGAUGAUGUCCUGGCUUGAAAACUUUGCUGGCGGGUUGGGGUUCAAACGCGAUGACCCAUCGACCGUUGUGGAAUCAAAGAUGCCCAUAAUCAACGAGAAGGGCAUGUGUCUUGGAUACGGUGUUGCACACGAAACCUUCGCGUGGUCGGUGCGCCAGGAGCCGGGAGUUGUUGGAGCCUUUGAGAAGGCGUAUGAUACAAAGGACCUUAUCGUUUCUUUUGACGGAACAAACAUGGCAUUCCCCAACCGCAAAGACCUCAAGGAAAACAACCCCUGGCCACACCAGGAUCAAGAUCCGGAAAAGCCCGGUUUCCGAUGCUUGCAAGGGCUUGUAAAUUUGCUCCCCAACGGGGACAACGAUGGCGGCCUCAUCGUUUGCAAGGGCGCUCAUCUUCUUAGCGAGGAAUUUCAUGAGGAGUUCAAGGAUGAGCCCAACAAGAUCUGGGCGUGGACCAAAGAAUGGUACGGCUUCACCAAGGAAGGCAUGAAAUGGUUGGAGGACAAGGGCUGCGAGUGGGUGAAACUCAACGCCGAACCUGGUGACCUUCUCCUCUGGGACAGCCGCACACCUCACUACAACCUUAGCCCAACAGGCUACAAGCCGCGUUUCUGCAUAUACACAUGUUAUAUGCCCGUCGCCGAAGCUUCGGAAGAGGACCUGUUGCGGAAGAAGGACGCGUUCUACACAACUCAGAGCACCACUCACUGGCCCAAUGCUAUGCACGUAGGUGGGUUACCUAUCAUCCGUAAUAAUGAACCCUGUCCCUAUAACACGGGUAAGCCGAGGAAGCCUGUAGAGUUGUCAAAGCGAGGAUUUGAAUUGACAGGAAUUCCAUAUAUCGGGACAUUGUCAGCUUGA
Molecule: messenger RNA, 1059 nt
Organism: Bipolaris victoriae FI3
Lineage: Eukaryota; Fungi; Ascomycota; Dothideomycetes; Pleosporales; Pleosporaceae
Exons: 2
Coding region: 1-1059 (352 amino acids)
Source: RefSeq, a predicted model, not a curated record